Molecule: messenger RNA, 551 nt
Organism: Symsagittifera roscoffensis
Lineage: Eukaryota; Metazoa; Xenacoelomorpha; Acoela; Convolutidae
Product: axonemal dynein light intermediate polypeptide 1-like
Exons: 3
Coding region: 69-551 (160 amino acids)
Cellular component (GO): axoneme
Molecular function (GO): dynein heavy chain binding
Source: RefSeq, a predicted model, not a curated record
UGCAUUGAAAUUAUAUUCCCUUCGUUGGUGUUUUUUUUUCAAAAGAAAGCACUUAAAAAAGAAUUGAAAUGAAGAGUUUGUCAUUAAAUCCUUACUUAAAACUUGAUCAAUCAAAUGAGAAAGCUUCCUCGAACGAUUCUGAGAGUGAGAAAUUUCUACAGCGUCAACUGCAUCUCAUGUUCCCAUAUGUCCCUGAAAUGGAGAAGAUCUCAACUCAACUACCUCUGAGGCAGGAGCUGCCCUCGCUUUGGGAUGAGAUUGAAGGCGAGAUGGCCUCAAGGGGGGCGAAGUUUAACACUCUCUGUCCAAUCAGAGCCGAGAUGCACCGGAUGCUGUUUGAUGAGUUGAUCCGACAGAUUGUGGUGAUAUUGCCUCAACAAGGUGAGCUUUUGUGGCGAGUGCGUAAAGAGAGUGAGCAGACAGUUGAUACGUGGAAGGAAUUGUGUGCUGGUGGACAGAACUACGGCAACAGAGUGUACACGAAGAUAGAUCCCAAUGCACACACUCAUUUCACUCAGGAAAGUACACCCCCCACACCCCAACCCAUCUAA